This is a messenger RNA of Eruca vesicaria subsp. sativa (arugula), 1109 nucleotides long. The record is from the annotation of a GenBank genome assembly. Lineage: Eukaryota; Viridiplantae; Streptophyta; Magnoliopsida; Brassicales; Brassicaceae.
UUACUAAAUUAAUAAAUGUGUGGCAUAAAUGUCAAGAAAACACACGCACACAAGAAGACGGUCUUCUUUAAAUAAAAGGGCAGACGAAUGUCUUUCGGACAAAGAACAAAACAUACUUCUCUUCUCUUCUUCUAAAGGUUUCAUCAACUCCAUACAUCAUCUCCACCGCCAUGAGCCACAAGAACCACCACCUCCAGCCGCCGAGCUACGCCACCGACCCAAACACCAUGUUUGUUGAAGCAGAUCCCUCCAACUUCCGCAACAUCGUCCAAAAACUCACGGGAGCACCACCGGAAAUCUCCUCUGCCUCAACGGCACAACAUAAGCUUCCUUUAACUCCAAAGAAACAAGCAUUCAAGCUCCACGAACGCCGUCAAUCAUCAAAGAAAAUGGAACUUAAGAUCAACAACGAUUCUUUGUGCCAGUUCAACCGAGGGUACCACGUCUCACCGGUGUCCCACCUCGACCCAUUCUGGACGCGCGUGAGCCCACAGUCAGCACGUGAGAAUCACAUGCAGGAGAAGGAAGAGGAAAAAGCCAUAGCGGAAAAAGGGUUUUACUUCCUUCCGAGUCCAAGAAGCAGUGCCGAGCCAGCACCGGAGCUUUUGCCUUUGUUUCCUCUUCCUUCUCCUCAAAACGAUUAUUGCCACUCAUCUUAUUAACUAUUGUGCCCUUAUUAAUCGAAAGUUAGGGGCACGCACUUGAUAUCGCUGUUGCUUUUUACUGUUUUUGUUAGGGCUAGUAUCUUUUUUCUUCUUCUUAAUUUAACCUUUGGACUUGUUAAUCAUUCUAUCAUCCUUCGUUAACAUUCUUGAAUGGUCAACUAUUCCGGCGUGUGUAGUCCACUUCCACUAGAAUAUAAAUCUUCAAAUGUAUUUUGUAGUUUUUCUUACGCGUCAAUUACUUACAUUAGUCAAAAGAAAGAUAAGUUGAACAACAAAAGCAAGUUGAAAAAUAGUCGACGAAAACAUCAUUUCACAACUAGAUGGUUUGAUUUAAUUUCUUUCCUUUUGGUGUAAGUUUAAUUUAAUUUCUACGUAGGACCCAAAAAUACAUACUACGUAGUUUUGAAAGUUAACUAACAUCAAAAACUUAAUAAUUAUAUGUCC